This is a messenger RNA of Geodia barretti, 981 nucleotides long. Lineage: Eukaryota; Metazoa; Porifera; Demospongiae; Tetractinellida; Geodiidae. The record is from the annotation of a GenBank genome assembly.
AUGACAAGAUGUGCAACUAUCAGCGGUAGAGGUAUGGGGAUGAUGCACGGUGGAAACUUCCACAACCAUCCUGAUGCAGAGGUAGUGGCGGUGUGCGAUAUGGACCCAGAACUCCUCGCGAAAGCAAAAGAACACUUUGGGAUACCGGGGUAUCCGACAAUUGAGGAACUCUUAGCGAAUUGUGAUCCGGAUCUUGUACUUCUCAUAGUUAAUGAGACCCGACGGAUCCCACCGCUGCGGCAGUUGCUCGAAGCCGGACAGAAUGUAUUCACAGAGAAACCGCUCUGUGGAUUAGAGGGACAGGAACGGUUACGCGAGGAAGACCUCGGAAUUGCGGCACCUGCUAUCGCAACGUGGCGCGACUCCAACCUUAAAUUCGGGAUUGAUUUCAACUAUCGGUUCAUGCACCAUUUCCGUAAACUUCAUGACGAUGUUGCUGAGGGACGGCUGGGUGAGAUCCGGAUGGUACACGCGCGGGCACAUUUCAACUGCUGGUCCCAUGUCAUCGACCAAAUUCUCUGGACGGUUGGCAGACCAGAAUGGGUGAGUGUUGUCGGAGAUCCAAAUGAAUCCAGGGGUUGGGGACGCUUAAUUCAUAUCGGUUGGGAAAACGGUGUCAUCGGUUCCCUGAGCGGCACAAACCUGUGGGGCUACGACGAUCAUCCGCUCAGAGUCAAGGUGCUUGGUGAUGAAUUUUAUGCGGAGGCAAAAGGUCUGGAAGGCUCUUACUCCCGCAGAAAAGCGAAUAACUCUGAGAUAGAGGAAGUCUGGGAAGCCGAGCAGGAUAAACCGGAAAUGCCGGAGUCUUUCAAACGGAUGGCUGAUGGUGUGAUUAAAGCGAUACAUGCCGACACUCCGUUCCCCGCAGAUGGUGAGGCAGCAUGGAAUGAACUGCUGUUUGAAGCGGCAGUGCAUAGGUCUGCUUUGCAAAAUAAUGCACGCGUAUUUCUGGCAGAUGUGGAAGAAGACGCAUUUGCCUAA